This is a messenger RNA of Botrytis fragariae, 2280 nucleotides long. RefSeq lists its product as uncharacterized. The record is from RefSeq and is a predicted model, not a curated record. NCBI's taxonomy places the organism in Eukaryota, Fungi, Ascomycota, Leotiomycetes, Helotiales, Sclerotiniaceae. The transcript is spliced from 6 exons. The coding region runs from base 1 to 2280 and encodes 759 amino acids.
AUGGCAAAUUUUCAAUAUGAAUUAAGUUCUCUUCCUGAAAGAGAGGCUCAUUCUACUUCUCCUGUUUCUUCAAUGGGGAAUAGCAGGAGAAGCUUCGAUAGAGACCAAGAUAAUGCGACUUCAUCAACCAGAGAGCCAUCUUCAAUUUUACAUAACGAUAACGUUGCUGGUGUUCAGAUAUCCGAACGCACUUUGAAUAGAUUCGAUCAUAACUCUACCACAUCACUUCAUCAUGAAGAUCCUCCUGCAUAUACAAUUUCUCCGGAGAUAUCACAAGUCAAAAGUUAUACUUUGAAAAGGAAUUGGGGUGGGUUUUGGUUGUCAUUAAUUUUUUCAACUUUGAUUCUAUUACAAUGGAUUGGUCUCGUUCAUAUAUGUUAUAAGCCUUUUGGCUCGAGUUAUUCAUACGAAAUUACAGCUGCGACCAGGAAAUACGAUUUUAAAUGGAACGAAAGAUGGUUAAAUACUUUUCAAGUCUUAAUCACGAUUUGCUCAUUGUUUGUACUAAUUGUUGUUUCAACUAUUCUCUCAAGAGCUGCUGUUGUCUUUACACAGCGCCGAAAUUCCAAGCCAGGAUAUACAUUAAGUCAAAUAAUUGCUAUUGCGGAUGAAAUUUGGCUUAGUAUCCCAGCUAUUUGGAAGUGCUCGAUUCAAAAAGAUAUGAAACUUAUGAAAUCAGGAUAUCUACUAUAUGCGUUUAGCCUUUGUAUAUCCGCGAUAUUGAUCUACCCCAUUCAACAAGGCUUUCUCCAGAUUUUUGACAUCUAUGUACCGAAUCCUCAAUAUCCAUCUCAAGGUUAUUUUCAUAACAUGUAUCGUUAUAAUUACCCACUACUCAACGGAGAAAAUAUUCUUUACGAUUUAUAUACUUCACAUGGAUAUCAAGGAGCUCUCAGUACAGCUUUGGUUAACACCAAUCCAAAUGAUAUCCAACCGAAUUUAUGGAAUCCAUCAAACUCUUCCAGCUCAUAUCCAAUUGGACGUCCAUCUACUAAUAUCUCGGCGGGUCUUCAAGAAAGAUUGUCAAAUUCUUCAACAUCAUGGUAUGCAAUUCAAAAUAAUACUUAUAGCAAUGGGAUGUAUAACUCUACUGGUCUCCGAAUGAACACAUCCAUUACAUGUUUCAUCAUUCCACAACGCGAGUUUCCAACAGUCUGUCCAGGUCCUUCGCCAUGGACUACUUCCAUCAAUUUAACUACUGCAAACAAUACCAUGACAAUUGAAUAUAUUGCGUAUGGUAUUAAUGGUUUGAUUUUGAAUGCUUGUGUACCGGGCAACAAAUAUGCUUUUCCAUGGUCGGUCAAUAGUACGCUACAAACCAUCGAAGAAGAAUUGUAUUUUGAUAUUGGUUGGACUAUGACGGAUAUUGGGCAUGAACUCACUGGAAUUGGAUCUUUGCAGAAUUACACACAAAAGUGCACGGCAGAUACCACUUUUGGGUAUUUUAAUCUUCCAACAUAUGCUAACAGUAGCGCUGGACCUCUAUUGCCCGCCGAUAUUCCGAUAUUUGGAGCUAUUGCGAGUGAAACUACACCCCGAACCAUAUUCAAUGAGAGUGAUCCAUUAGUUGGUCUAUACAGUGCAAUAAAUCGAAUGACACUUGACUAUCAUGGUCCUCUUUUGACAUCAGCUCUAGCAUUAUUUCCGGAUUGGAGCAGUAUGACAGAUGAAUAUGGCGGUAUUGAUCAACGACUUAACAUACAAUGGCCGCUUAGUAAAUUUACUGGAUCGAUAAAUCAGAAUGAAUCUUAUGCAUCCUAUCUCAGUCGAUUCGCAGCCAACCAAAAUUAUCUUGAGAACAGUCUCCGCAUUUCUACGUUUCUCGCUACUAAAACUGCAUGGGAAGUCGUGGCUGAAAAUUUAAACUAUCGUGCCCAUCCUUUAUUUACUGAAAUGGGAAAAACGGUAAAACGACCAUACCUACCCUUAUCCGUCAUUAUCAUUGUCAGUAUCUUAAUCAUCUACCUUACAUUAUCAUUAUUAUACCUAGGUAUACGUAGUGCAUUUAAUCGUACAUGGACUACCACAUUAAAUUCACUUUCGAUGAUACUUUUAACUAGAGAUGCGGCUGAAAGAAUGCCGAAAUUACCAGUGAUACUACAUGGCAGUACUGGAAAUGAGGGAAAACUCGUCAAGAGUUUGGCGGAUGAACCAGCAGUGAUUGGGGACAUAAUGGUGGGGGAUAAAGUAGGUACUUUAGCGGUUGGAGGAGAAGGCAUUAUUGGGGUAGCGGGAAGAAGGUAUAGGGAUGGUAGAGUUGAAGGUCCUGUUAUGGCAUAG